AUUGGAGGGGGUGCUGCUCCUUACAACCUCCCUUCCUCUCAUAAAUACUACUCCUUAUCCCCCACCCCUCUCCCCACCUUCCACUCCUCUUCCAAUCCCAACUUCACCAACAGAGCUAAACUAAACUAAACACCACCCCCUUCAUCUCUCUCUUCGCUAUGGGCAGGUCUCCUUGCUGCGAGAAGGCUCACACCAACAAGGGUGCAUGGACUAAGGAAGAGGACCAGCGCCUCAUCGCCUACAUCAAGGCCCAUGGCGAAGGCUGCUGGCGAACCCUCCCGAAAGCCGCAGGCUUGCUUCGAUGCGGCAAGAGCUGCCGCCUUCGAUGGAUAAACUAUCUCCGGCCGGACCUCAAGCGAGGCAACUUUACCGAGGAGGAGGACGAGGUCAUCAUCAAACUCCAUGGCAUGCUUGGAAACAAAUGGUCUAUAAUAGCCGGUCGGUUGCCUGGUCGGACAGAUAACGAGAUCAAGAACUACUGGAAUACCCACAUCAAGCGCAAGCUCAUCAGCCGCGGUCUCGACCCACAGACCCACCGUCCUCUAAGCGGGGGUAACCAAUGCAACACCUCCAGCCAGCCACAAUUGGUCACCAUGACGGCCGAGGCAGCCUCAAAGCUGACCGACUCAACCACCGAGGAUGGGCACAGCGGAGGCAUCAUCAUCGACAGAGACGAAGAGUACCGAUGCCUAGACCUCAACCUUGAUCUCUCCAUCAGCCUUCCUUAUAACCCUUGUUCGAAGCCAUCGACUUCAUCCGAGGUCUUGAUGCCACCCACAGCAGCGGAGGCAGCAACACCAACUUCAGCGCCACCUUACGCACAAACCAUUUGCUUGUGUUACCAUUUGGGGUUCCAAAGAAGUGAAUCUUGUAGCUGCCAAACAAAUUCUGGCCAACAUGUUCUUAGAUACUACAGACCUUUGGAAGAGGGGCAACACAUAAAAUAGUUUGUAUUCAAACUUUUACCAAUAGAGAAGAGUGACAAUGUUCUCGGAUUCCAUAUUCUAGUUCUCCUUUUCUUUUUU
Molecule: messenger RNA, 1025 nt
Organism: Phoenix dactylifera (date palm)
Lineage: Eukaryota; Viridiplantae; Streptophyta; Magnoliopsida; Arecales; Arecaceae
Source: RefSeq, a predicted model, not a curated record